Messenger RNA from Megachile rotundata (alfalfa leafcutting bee), 2423 nucleotides. RefSeq names its product E3 ubiquitin-protein ligase ari-2 (gene ari-2). NCBI's taxonomy places the organism in Eukaryota, Metazoa, Arthropoda, Insecta, Hymenoptera, Megachilidae. The record is from RefSeq and is a predicted model, not a curated record. Gene Ontology annotation, molecular function: ubiquitin-protein transferase activity; zinc ion binding. Gene Ontology annotation, biological process: protein ubiquitination.
CUUGUAUAUGUAUACGGCCGUGCCCAAAGUUGAAAAGCACACUUCCGAAGAAUUUUCUGAUUUUACUAUAUAUUUUAACAAGGAUUGUGCGACGACUAUAGCUUUUCAUGUGCCUGUCUAAGCAAACACAGAAUAUACUGCAUAUGCAUUACGUAUUUAGCAACCAAAGACAAAUGGUGGGAGGUUCCUUCCUCUUCGUUUCCCCUUAACCAUAGUGAGCCAAUGUUACACACGAGUAUACACAUAACUCAUGCGCCAGUGCGACUGCUGGUAUAAACGACUGCGACGAAUCCCUUUAAAUAACUUUUACAUUUACGCUAAAAAACAGAUACAUCAAUGCAUCUUUCUUGAUAAAUAAGAACGUAAAGAUGUCAGGUGAAGAAUAUGACACCGAAAUGGAUUACUCCGACUCAGACUGCGGAGAUCCAGGUUAUGAAGAUUAUUAUAAUGUUCAACCAUGGGACGGCGAAGGUGAUAACGACAUAGAUUUUGAUCAUAGCAGAAGAGAUCCAGAAUAUGCGGUAUACGAUUGUUUAAGAAUCGAAGAAGUGGAAAGACUUUUGAACGAAGAUGUAGAAGUGUUAAGUAAUAGUCUUCGCAUAACACCAUCCUUAGCCAAAGUUUUAUUACACGCGCACAAUUGGGCAUUACAAGAUAUCGUCGCAAAAUACCGUACCAAUGCUUCCAGUUUAUUAAUUAAUUCGAAAAUAAAAUCGUUACCUCUGUUGGAUUCAGUGCCAGGGUUAAAGAGUCAAAGAGGUGGAUUGUGUUCAGUUUGCGUUACGAUUUAUCCUGCUGAUAAAUUUUCUACGUUAACGUGUGGACAUUCUUUCUGCAAAGACUGUUGGUGCAUGCAUUUCGAAGUACAAAUAACUCAAGGUAUUUCUACAGGAAUAAGCUGCAUGGCGCAGGAUUGUAACGUCCUAGCUCCAGAAGAUUUUGUUUUAUCUUUACUUACUAAGCCUAACAUGAGGGAAAGGUAUCAACAGUUUGCUUUUUGCGAUUAUGUGAAAUCUCAUCCGCAACUAAGGUUCUGUCCAGGUCCCAAUUGUCAAAUGGUUAUGCAUUCGAAAGAACAACGGGCAAAAAGAGUUAUGUGUUCAUCGUGUAAAAGUAUAUUUUGUUUCCGUUGCGGUACAGAUUACCAUGCACCUACCGAUUGUAAUACGAUUAAAAAAUGGCUGAUAAAAUGCGCGGACGAUUCAGAGACAGCUAAUUAUAUCAGUGCUCACACCAAAGAUUGUCCAAAAUGUCAUAUUUGCAUAGAAAAAAAUGGUGGUUGCAAUCAUAUGCAAUGUUACAAUUGCAAAUAUGAUUUUUGUUGGAUAUGCCUUGGGGAUUGGAGAACACACGGAAGUGAAUAUUACGAAUGUUCGCGUUACAAAGAAAAUCCUAACAUCGCUCAUGAGAGUGUUUUAGCACAAGCGCGAGAAGCUCUUAAAAAGUAUCUUCAUUAUUAUGAAAGGUGGGAAAAUCACAGUAAAUCGUUAAAAUUGGAAGAACAAACGCUCGAAGCCAUAAAGAUGCGAAUAAACAAAAAAGUAAUGAAUUCCAGUGGAACCUGGAUCGAUUGGCAGCACUUAUUCGCAGCCGCGUCACUUUUAGCGCGCUGUCGUUACACUUUACAAUACACGUAUCCUUACGCGUAUUACAUGGAACCUGGACCUCGUAAAGAACUGUUCGAAUAUCAACAAGCUCAGCUGGAAGCCGAAAUAGAAAAUCUUUCUUGGAAAAUAGAACAUGCAGAAACAACGGAUCGUGGAGAUUUGGAGAAUCAAAUGGACAUUGCUGAAAAGCGUCGUGUUACCUUGCUAAAGGAUUUCCUCGAGAAUGCUUUCAGUUGACGGUGUUUUAGAGACGUAGAAAAAGGAAAGAUAACAGGUUGAAACGUUUAGUUACGAUUAAUUCCAGAGUACGAAAUAAUUUCAGGCAAUUCAUCUGAAUGAAAUUAUUUUCGAAUUGUGAAUUUUAUCAAGUAACAAUUUUUUUUCUAUUUCUACAAGAAGUAACGUUUAGAUAGAAGAAACUCAAAACCUCUACAUUUCCAAUGCUUUAAAUGAGCUUCGAUCCAUUGAAUUGUUUAUGUAACAUUACAUAAACGAAGAAUUACGUAGGUACAUUAUUAGGCGAAAGAGUACCGUUAAGGAGAAAAGAAUAGGAAAGUAUUAAUUGUAUUGACUGAUUGUUAAAAUUUGAUAUAGAAUGUAUGUAUAUUAAUUUCCUAGUCUAAGAAUGUUUCCAUAAAUAUUAUAUAAUUAUAAUGCUUUCUAUAAAAUUUAUGUUUAGAAACUAUUUUUAUUGAUACUUAUCGCAAAUUCCGCAGGAAAUAUCAUCAAACGACUUUGAAUGUAAAGUUCAUACAAUUUUGUUUUUCCUAAUUAUUACUACUGUUAAAAAAAAAAAAAAAAAAAAUAUUUUAGUAU